Messenger RNA from Pelmatolapia mariae (spotted tilapia), 6990 nucleotides. RefSeq names its product ATP-binding cassette, sub-family A (ABC1), member 1B (gene abca1b). The record is from RefSeq and is a predicted model, not a curated record. Lineage: Eukaryota; Metazoa; Chordata; Actinopteri; Cichliformes; Cichlidae. Gene Ontology annotation, biological process: transmembrane transport; phospholipid efflux. The transcript has 49 exons. Gene Ontology annotation, molecular function: ABC-type transporter activity; phosphatidylcholine floppase activity; ATP binding. The coding region runs from base 93 to 6983 and encodes 2296 amino acids. Gene Ontology annotation, cellular component: membrane; intracellular membrane-bounded organelle.
GGGAGUCCCGGACCGAGCAACUGACUGCUAGCCACACAGAGCGAGCGGCAGCUGACGAUCAUUCAGGCGGAGCAGCGACGGCGGCAGCAGGAAUGUCUGUCACUACACAGCUGGGUCUGCUGCUGUGGAAGAACUUCACCUACAGACGACGACAGACGCUCCAGCUCCUGGCGGAGAUCGUCUGGCCCCUCUUCAUCUUCUUCAUCCUCAUCUCUGUGCGGCUGAACUACCCUCCCUACGAGCAGCAUGAGUGUCAUUUUCCAAACAAGGCGAUGCCGUCAGCCGGCACGCUGCCCUGGCUUCAGGGAAUCCUCUGCAACGCCAACAACCCCUGCUUCAGACAUCCGACACCGGGCGAGUCUCCGGGCAUCGUCGGCAACUUCAACGACUCCAUAAUUUCUCGCCUUUUCUCGGACGCCAAGAAGAUCCUCCUGUACAGUCAGAAUGAUAAAAACCUCGAGGGCUUCAAGGAGCUGGCUCGAGCCCUGCAGGUGCUGCAGUCCAGCCGCUCAGGCUUCAAGUUGAAGCAUUUCCUGCGAGACAAUGAGACUCUGUCGAGUUUUCUGUUGAGGAACGCCUCCUUCCCCGAACACAGCGUCCAGCAGAUCACGGAGGCCGACAUCAACCUGCAGAAGGUCCUCCUCGGGGGGUUCGGGGUCCACCUGAGGGACAUGUGUCCCAGGAGGGGGGGCAAGCAGAGCCUGGAGGAAUUUGUGACGAUCUCGGACCCACAGGUAUCGGCAAUGGUUCAAGAAAAGAUCUGCCAGGCUCCGCCCACCUGGCUCAACCACGCCGAGGAGCACUUUCUGGACAACUUGGACUUCCUCAAACCCAUCCGGAGGGACGUCAGGGCUGACCCCGAGGCUGUCCAAGAGGUCGCCAGGGCAACCGACAACCUGCUGGAUAGUCUGGGUUCACUGGCAGUUGAGUUGGCCAGUAUGAAGAGCUGGAUCGAUCUGAGGAACGAGAUAGUCUUCCUGACACAGAACGCCACGUCGUCGCCCAGCGCCAUGUACCAGGCAGUCUCCCGGAUCGUGUGCGGUCACCCCGAAGGCGGCGGCCUGCAGAUCAAAUCCCUCAACUGGUACGAAGACAGCAACUACAAGGCUCUGUUCGGAAACUACAACAGCAGCGAGGACGAGACGGCGUCGCUGUACGACAACUCCUCCACUCCGUACUGUAACAGCCUGGUGAAGAACAUGGACUCAAACCCCAUGUCCAGGAUGAUCUGGCAGGCCCUGAAGCCCCUGCUGUUAGGGAAGCUCCUGUACACCCCCCACACGCCUGCCACACAGAAGAUCAUCCACGAGGUGAAUCGGACCUUCCAGGAGCUCGGUGUGUUCAGGGAGCUGGGGGGGAUGUGGGAGGAGAUAAGACCCAAAGUCUGGGACUUCAUGGAGAACAGCGAGCAGAUGAACGUGAUCAGGACUCUGCUAAAGAACAACAUCACCGCCAGAGUCUUUCGCGCUCAGCUUGCUGACACAGACUGGACCGUAGAGGACAUCUCCAACUUCCUGUCCAAGCAAGCAGAUGACCAGCAGCCACCAGGCAGCACCCUCACCUGGAGGGAUGUGUUCAACGAGACCGAUCAGGCCAUCAUGAGCAUCUCCCACUUCAUGGAGUGUGUGAACCUGGACAAACUGGAGCCGGUCUCCAACGAGGAGAGAAUGGUGAACGUGUCCAUGAAGCUACUGGAAGACAGGAAGUUCUGGGCAGGGAUUGUGUUUCUGGAUGUCCCUUCCAACGCCACAGAGCUACCUGCCAAACUCAACUACAAGAUCAGAAUGGACAUCGACAACGUGGAGCGGACCAAUAAGAUCAAAGACGCAUACUGGGACCCGGGUCCUCGUGCCGACCCGUUUGAGGACAUGCGUUACAUCUGGGGUGGGUUCUCGUACCUUCAGGACGUUAUUGAGCAAGGCAUCAUCAGAGCGGUGACGGGCACCAAGGAGAAGACGGGAGUUUACAUCCAGCAGAUGCCGUACCCGUGUUACGUAGAUGACAUUUUCCUGCGGGUGAUGAGCCGCUCCAUGCCUCUCUUCAUGACUCUUGCCUGGAUGUACUCGGUGGCCAUCAUCCUGAAGAGCGUGGUGUAUGAGAAGGAGGCUCGACUGAAGGAGACUAUGAGGAUCAUGGGUCUGGAUAACGGCAUCCUGUGGUUCAGCUGGUUCAUCAGCAGCCUGAUUCCUCUGCUCAUCAGCGCCGGGCUGCUAGUGUUGCUGCUCAAGAUGGGGAACCUCCUGCCCUACAGCGACCCCGGCGUCAUCUUCCUCUUCCUGGGGUCCUUCGGCGUGGUGACCAUCAUGCAGUGCUUCCUGCUCAGCACGGCAUUUGCCCGUGCCAACCUCGCCGCCGCCUGUGGAGGAAUCAUCUACUUCACCCUCUACUUGCCGUACGUGCUCUGCGUCGCCUGGGAAGAGUACAUCGGCUUCGGGACGAAAGUCUUCGCUAGCCUUCUGUCCCCUGUGGCGUUUGGAUUCGGCUGCGAGUACUUCGCCCUGUUUGAGGAGCAGGGAGUCGGUAUCCAGUGGAAGAACCUGGUGUCCAGCCCACUGGAGGAGGAUGACUACAGCCUCCGCACCGCCAUCAUCAUCAUGUACUUUGACUCCUUCCUGUACGGAGUCCUGACCUGGUACCUCGAAGCCGUGUUUCCAGGUCAGUAUGGGAUCCCUCGGCCGUGGUACUUCCCCUUCACUAAAUCCUAUUGGUUUGGAGAAAAGGACGGAAAGUCCAACAAACUCCCACUGAAUCGGAAAGGAAACCCCGGAGUGGUGUGCAUGGAGGAGGAGCCGGCUCAUCUGGAGCCUGGAGUCUACAUCGAGAACCUGGUGAAAGUUUACCGUCAUGGUAAGAAGCUGGCGGUGGAUGGACUGACGCUUGGCUUCUACGAGGGACAAAUCACCUCCUUCCUGGGACACAAUGGAGCCGGAAAAACCACCACCAUGUCCAUCCUUACUGGCCUGUUCCCACCUACCUCUGGCACUGCCUACAUCCUGGGCAGAGACAUCCGGACGGAGCUGAGCGCCAUUAGGCAGAGUCUGGGAGUCUGUCCACAGCACAACGUCCUCUUCAGCAUGCUCACGGUGGAGGAGCACAUCUGGUUCUACGCACGGCUCAAAGGCCUGCCAGAGGAACGCGUGAAAGGUGAGAUCGAGCAGAUCCUGCAGGACACAGGGUUGCCGCACAAACGCAACUGCAGGACCAGCACUCUGUCUGGGGGCAUGCAGAGGAAGCUGUCCGUGGCCCUGGCCUUUGUCGGGGGGUCAAAGGUUGUAAUCCUGGACGAGCCUACAGCUGGCGUGGACCCUUACGCCCGCAGAGGAAUCUGGGACCUGUUGCUGAAGUACCGCCAGGGCCGGACCAUCAUCCUGUCCACUCACCACAUGGACGAGGCGGACAUCCUCGGCGACCGCAUCGCCAUCAUCAGUCACGGGAAGCUGUGCUGCGUGGGCUCGUCUCUGUACCUGAAGAACCAGCUGGGGACCGGCUACUACCUGACGCUGGUGAAGAAGAACCCAGAGCCAUCACUCAGCUCCUGCAGGAACUCGGCCAGCACCGUCUCCUUCACCAAGAAGGAGGAGGAGUGCGGCUCGGUCAGCAGCAGCGACGCAGGACUCGGCAGCGAACAUGAAAGUGAGGCCGCUACCAUCGAAAAUGGCCCAGCGGCGUCCAUCUGCAAUAUCCCCUUUGUACCCCCGGACGUGUCGCUGGUUUCUGCCUUGAUCCUGCGUCACGUCCCCGACGCCCGCCUGGUGGAGGACCUGGGACACGAGCUGACCUACGUCCUGCCGUACAUCGCUGCCAAAGACGGAGCCUUCGUGGAGCUCUUCAAAGACUUGGACACGAAGCUUUCCGACCUCGGCAUUUCCAGCUACGGAGUGUCGGACACCACACUGGAGGAGAUUUUCCUGAAAGUGGCUGAAGAUAACGGAGUCGACACUGAAGUGACCUCAGAUGGGACACUUCCUGUUCAGAGGCGGAGGAGGACUCAUGCUUUCGGUGGAGGAGACCCUCAGAGCUGCUUGAGACCGUUAACAGAUGAUGACAAUGAUGACAGCAAUGAUUCUGAAGACCAAGAGUGCAAAGAAACCGACUGGCUGAACUGUACUGAUGGUAAAGGCUCAUAUCAGGUGACAGGCUGGACUCUGAGGAGGCAGCAGUUUGUCGCUCUGAUGUGGAAGCGGUUUCUGUAUGCCCGGCGCUCCAGGAAGGGCUUCUUCGCUCAGAUCGUCCUUCCAGCCGUGUUCGUCUGCAUCGCUCUGGUCUUCAGUCUCAUCGUGCCGCCGUUUGGAGUUUAUCCCAGUUUGGAGCUGCAGCCGUGGAUGUACCAGGAACAAGUGACCUUCAUCAGUGAUGAUGCUCCUGGAAAUGCCAACAUGCAGAAGCUUUUAGAUGCACUGCUGAAUGCUCCGGGAUUUGGGACUCGCUGCAUGGAUGGAUACACGAUCCCAGAGGCACCCUGUACGAUGGGCGAUGAGGACUGGUACACUCCUGAAGUUCCUGAAAGCGUCCUGGAGCUCUUUAGCUCCAGAAACUGGACCAUGGACGAUCCCUCUCCAGCCUGCAUGUGCAGCUGCGAUGGCAAGAAGAAGAUGCUGCCAGACUGCCCGGCUGGAGCCGGAGGUCUGCCCCCACCUGAGAUGAAGCUGAGCGACACCGACAUCCUGCAGAACAUCACUGGGAGAAACAUCUCCGACUACCUGGUGAAGACUUACGCUCAGAUCAUUGGCAAGAGCCUGAAGAACAAAGUCUGGGUGAAUGAAUUCAGGUACGGAGGCUUCUCAUUGGGUGCCAGGAGCACUCAAGUCCUCCCUCCGGCUAACGAGAUCAACGACGCCAUAGAGAGAGUCCGAAAGAUCUUUGAGUUACAGGAGGGAGCCGCUGCAGAUCGAUUCUUGGACACUCUGUCUGGCUUCAUCAACGGUCUCGACACAAAGAACAACGUCAAGAUCUGGUUUAACAACAAAGGCUGGCACAGCAUCGGUGCCUUCAUCAACGUGAUGAACAACGCCAUCCUCAGGGCAAACCUCCCUCAGGGGAGAGACGCCAGCAAGUACGGCAUCAGCGCCUUCAACCACCCGCUGAACUUGACCAAGGAGCAGCUGUCCCAGGUCGCUCUGGUGACGACCUCCGUGGACGUCCUGGUGUCCAUCUGCGUCAUCUUCGCCAUGUCCUUCGUGCCUGCGAGCUUCGUGGUCUUCCUCAUCCAGGAGCGGGUCAGCAAAGCCAAACACAUGCAUUUCAUCAGUGGCGUCCAUCCGCUGCUCUACUGGACCGCCAACUUCAUAUGGGACAUGUGUAACUACAUCGUCCCGGCAACGCUCGUCAUCCUCAUCUUCAUCUGCUUCCAACAAAAAGCCUACGUAUCAUCCACAAAUCUGCCGGCCCUCGCCCUGCUGCUGCUGCUCUACGGCUGGUCAAUCACGCCGCUCAUGUACCCGGCUUCCUUCUUCUUCAAGAUCCCCAGCACGGCGUACGUCGUCCUCACCAGCGUCAACAUCCUCAUCGGCAUCAACGGCAGCAUCUCCACCUUCGUCAUGGAGCUGUUCGGAAACAACGAAAUCGGAGGAAUCAACGACAUCCUGAAGAACGUCCUCCUCAUCUUUCCUCAUUUCUGUCUCGGCCGAGGUCUCAUCGACAUGGUGAAGAACCAGGCGAUGGCCGACGCCCUCGAGAGAUUCGGUGAGAACAGGUUCCGCUCUCCUCUGGAGUGGGACAUGGUGGGAAAAAACCUGCUCGCCAUGGCUGUGGAGGGAGUUGUCUUCUUUUUCAUCACCGUCCUCAUUCAGUACAGGUUUUGCAUCAAACCCAAGCCGGUCAGUAAGCUCACCAAACUGGCACCUCUGGGUGAGGAGGAUGAGGAUGUGGCCCGAGAGAGACAGAGGAUCGUCCACGGCCUCGGACAAGGAGACAUCCUGGAACUUCGGCAGCUGACGAAGGUGUUUAAGAGGAAGGAGAAGCCGGCGGUGGAUCGACUGUGUGUCGGGAUUCCUCCCGGAGAGUGUUUCGGCCUCCUCGGUGUGAACGGAGCCGGAAAGACGACCACCUUCAAGAUGCUGACGGGAGACACCAUAGUGACCAGAGGAGAGGCUUUCCUGGCUGGGAAGAGCAUCCUGCGGGAGAUUGACGAGGUGCAUCGAAACAUGGGUUACUGUCCUCAGUUUGACGCCAUCAACGAGCUGCUGACAGGAAGAGAGCAUCUGGAGCUGUAUGCCAUCCUCAGAGGGGUGCCUGAGAAGGAAGUGUGUGACGUAGCAGAGUGGGGUAUCAGGAAACUGAGUCUGGUCAAGUAUGCAGAUAAAGCAGCUGGAAGCUACAGCGGAGGAAACAUGAGGAAGCUGUCCACAUCCAUGGCUCUGAUCGGAGCACCCCCUGUAGUGUUUCUGGACGAGCCGACCACGGGUAUGGACCCCAAGGCCCGCCGAGCCCUCUGGAACUGCAUCCACAGCGUCAUCAAGGAGGGCCGCUCCGUCGUCCUCACCUCGCACAGCAUGGAGGAAUGUGAGGCUCUGUGCACGAGGAUGGCGAUCAUGGUGAACGGCAGGUUCAGAUGUCUCGGCAGCGUCCAGCACCUGAAGAACAGGUUUGGCGAUGGGUACACCAUCAUCCUGCGGGUGGCGGGGCCGAACCCCGACCUGCUGCCCGUCAUGAAGUUCAUUGAAAGCGAGCUGAGCGGCAGCACGCUGAAGGAGAAGCACCGGAACAUGCUGCAGUACCAGCUGCCGUCCUCGCUCACCUCGCUUGCUCACAUCUUCUCCAUCCUGGCCAAAAAUAAAGAGACGCUGAGGAUCGAGGACUACUCCGUCACUCAGACCACGCUGGACCAGGUGUUUGUAAACUUCGCGAAGGACCAGAGCGAUGACUAUCACUCCAAAGACAACUCUGUGAGGCGGAAGGACGUCGUCGUCAUCGAUCUCCCGGCGCUGAGCUCGACCAGCGGAGCCUCGCAUGACGGUGGCGGGCUGUCGGAGAGCGUCAUGUGACCGCACU